Molecule: messenger RNA, 3172 nt
Organism: Corylus avellana
Lineage: Eukaryota; Viridiplantae; Streptophyta; Magnoliopsida; Fagales; Betulaceae
Source: RefSeq, a predicted model, not a curated record
UACAAGUGUAUAUAUUUAACACUGUUUAAAGAGAUCUUUUAUCCGUGGAAGAACAUAGCUUUUUCUCUUUCCCAUCAAGGCUCUGCUCCAUAUAACACACCAAAGCACAACCUUCUCUAUCUCUGUGUGUCUCUGUGAUACGGUUUUUGCAUAGCAAAAAUGUCGAGCGGCGAAGAGCCUGUGGAGGACAUGAAUGGGGAUUCGUUUCAGAAGUUGAAUCAGAGGGUUAAGGAUCGGUCUAAGAAAGUGGCUCAAACCAAGGAGAUCCUGUCCAAACAGGCCGUUAAGAUUGCCAAACAGGCCGAGGAACACGAAAGGUUCAUUAACAAGGUUACUCAUCUUAUGGGAGUUCUCAGUUUUGGCGGGUUUUGCUUUCUAUUGGGAGCGAGACCCCAAGAUAUUCGCUACGUAUAUUGCUUGUUUUAUGUUAUCUUUGUUCCUCUCCGGUGGAUAUACUAUCGGUUCAAGAAAUGGCAUUACUAUCUUUUGGAUUUUUGCUACUAUGCCAAUACAAUCUUCUUGGUCGACCUUCUUUUGUAUCCAAGGAAUGAAAAGCUUUUUCUGGUUUGUUUCUCAUUUGCUGAGGGGCCGUUAGCAUGGGCAUUGAUUGUUUGGCGCUGUAGCUUGGUUUUCAGUUCUCUUGACAAACUUGUUAGUGUCCUUAUACAUCUUUUACCCGGUAUAGUUUUCUUUACCAUUCGAUGGUGGGAUCCAUCAACCUUUGCAGCCAUGCACCCGGAAGGAACUUCUGGCAGAGUUUCUUGGCCGUAUGUAGAAGACAAAUCCUAUCUUUGGACAUGGCUGUUUGUGGUUCCGUUAAUUGCAUAUACCCUAUGGCAGAUUCUCUAUUUUCUCAUUGUCGAUGUCCUGCGUCGACAGAGGCUAUUAAGAGAUCCUGAAGUCAUGACUUCUUACAGGGAACUCUCAAAAAAAGCACAGAAAGCAAACAAUCUUUGGUGGCGCUUAAGUGGUUUGCUUGGGGAUCAAAAUCGCUUGUUCAUGUACAUUGUGCUCCAAGCCAUAUUUACUGUAGCAACCAUGGCACUCGCUGUCCCCAUCUUCUUGUCAUAUAGAUUGCAUAUGAUUUUCCAAAUUCUCAAGGUUUCUGCAUCUGUGUGGUAUGUUACCACUGGGUUUGGAGCCUCGUCACACCGGCGCACCGGCAAAACUACCGACCUCCAGACAGAGCUUAUACGGUUCCUUAAUGCCGGAGUGAUCGGGAAAGAGAGUCUUCCGUCCACUUAUUCAAAGGUAGCUAUGCUCGUUCGCGCAAACACACUGAUGCAGGGCUAUUCCGGUAUUCGAUGGGAGGUACUCGAAGGCAUGGCCAAGCUGAUGAACAAAAAUUUGAUCCCGAAACUGCCCCUAAGGGGGACUAUCACGGCUUCGGGGGAUCUUGUACCGCUAUCCUAUAUUGCUGGUUUAUUGACUGGCCGCCAUAAUUCCAAAGUGGUCACCCCUGAAAAUGAAGAAAUCACAGCCUUGGAAGCUCUCAAGAGGGCAGGGAUUCCAGCUCCUUUCGAGCUCCAAGCAAAGGAGGGCGUAGCUCUUGUAAAUGGGACAUGUGUUGGCUCGGCUGUGGCUGCAACAGUUUGUUUUGAUGCCAACGUUUUGGCUCUGUUUGCAGAAGUUCUCUCUGCUUUCUUCUGCGAAGUCAUGGUCGGCAAGCCCGAAUUCACAGACCCACUGACGCAUGAGCUCAAGCACCAUCCUGGCCAGAUUGAAGCAGCUGCUAUCAUGGAGUACCUUUUGGAUGAGAGCGACUACAUGAAGGAAGCAAAUCUUCGUCACGAGAAAGACCCAUUGUCAAAGCCAAAACAGGACAGGUACGCACUCAGAACCUCCCCCCAAUGGCUCGGACCCCAAAUCGAAGUCAUCCGCAUGGCAACGCAUUCAAUUGAAAGGGAAAUCAAUUCUGUGAAUGACAACCCAUUGAUCGAUGUUGCUCGAGAUAUUGCUCUCCUUGGAGGGAAUUUCCAGGGUACACCAAUCGGUGUCUCCAUGGACAAUCUCCGAAUUGCCGUUGCAGCAAUUGGGAAACUCAUGUUUGCUCAGUUCUCUGAGCUCGUAUGUGACUACUACAACAAUGGGUUGCCUUCCAAUUUGAGCGGCGGGCCUAAUCCAAGCUUGGAUUAUGGGUUCAAAGGGGCAGAGAUAGCCAUGGCUGCAUACUGCUCUGAGCUUCAGUACCUGGCUAACCCUGUCACAACACACGUACAGAGUGCCGAUCAACACAAUCAAGAUGUAAAUUCUCUGGGUUUGAUUUCAGCCAGAAAGAGUGCAGAAGCCAUUGAGAUUCUGAAGCUUAUGUCUGCCUCAUACAUGGUGGCGCUUUGCCAGGCAGUUGAUCUGAGACAUCUGGAGGAGAACAUGAGGGAGGUUGUCAAACAUGUCGUCCUCCAAGUUGUGAGGAAGACCCUUUACACUGCUGAAGAUGGAUCGCUGCUUGAAUCCCGCUUCUGCGAGAAAGAAUUGUUGCAGGUAAUUGAACACCUGCCGGUAUUCUCUUAUCUGGACGACCCCACAAAUCCCUCUUAUGCCCUCUUGUCCCAACUGCGAGAAGUGCUUGUAGAGAAAGCACUGGAAGAUCCUUCAAAGGGUGAAAAUGGAAAUGACGAGGGCUUCUCAAUCUUCAAGCGGAUUCCAGUAUUCCUAGACGAACUGAAAGCAAGGCUUGGAGAGGAAGUAAAAAAAGCGCGGGAGAGAUUUGAGAAAGGAGAUUUUCCGGUGGCGAACAGAAUAAAGAAAUGCAGGACAUAUCCGAUAUAUCGGUUAGUGAGGAGUGAAGUGGGGACAGAGCUUCUGAGCGGAGCGAAGAAGGUGAGUCCAGGGGAGGAUAUAGAGAAGGUAUAUGAGGCGAUCAAUGGAGGGAAAUUGGGAGAUGUGGUGGUGAAGUGCUUGACAAAUUGGAAAGGGUGUGCUGGUCCAUUCACUCCGAGGCCUCUGUCGUUGUCUUCUCCAAUGCAAUGUAAUCCUGAGUAUUGGGGUUGGUUUGAGAAGGUAAGAUCUCCUAGAGUUCCAACUCCUACCAGUGGCGGCCGCGGAGGAGCCUUUUGAUCCUCUUCUUUUGUAACGCUUGUAUGUGAUUACGAAUUAGUCCCCAAACAUUUCUGUUGUAAACAUCGAGCCUAAAAGAUCGACUGGAAUUAAUAAUAUCUUUUCAUUUUUCAUC